Papilio machaon (common yellow swallowtail) is the source of this 957-nucleotide messenger RNA. RefSeq names its product pyrokinin-1 receptor-like (gene NGR-A2). Gene Ontology annotation, molecular function: neuropeptide receptor activity. Gene Ontology annotation, cellular component: plasma membrane. The transcript is spliced from 4 exons. The record is from RefSeq and is a predicted model, not a curated record. Lineage: Eukaryota; Metazoa; Arthropoda; Insecta; Lepidoptera; Papilionidae. The coding region runs from base 1 to 957 and encodes 318 amino acids. Gene Ontology annotation, biological process: neuropeptide signaling pathway.
AUGGUGUUCCUAAAUAGUACGAGUAAUAAUGAUACGUUCUUUUUGUACCCGAAUAUGAAGCAAAUUGAUGAUAUUUGCGUUACCGACGAUCUCAAGUACAAGAUACUUUUGAGCGGCUUCUUAACGAUUGUCCUAAUUUUAAGUUUAGUUGGAAAUAUAAGUACGUGCGCAGUUAUCAUUCGAAAUCGUUCCAUGAGGACCCCCACUAAUUGUUAUUUAUUCAAUUUAGCUGUAACAGAUUUAUUAACUGCUGUAUGUAUUCCUGUUGAAAUCUACAUAAUCUGGACGCCAGAUUAUUUUCCGAUCGGGGAAAUCGGAUGCCGAAUACAUUACGUUAUUUGGGAUUGCCUCAGUAACUGCAGUGUCCUUACCAUUUUUGCUUUCACUGUUGAAAGAUAUAUUGUCAUUGUAAAGCCUUUUCUCCGACAAUCCCUUGUUAUGACUUCACGUGUUAUAAAGAUAGUUAUAUUCAAUUGGUUGUUGUCGUGUUUGUUCUGUGUGCUGCAAGUCUUUAACGUGUUCCUGUAUGAACGUGAUAAAGGCAUUUACUGCCUCUUUCAACUUACCGAGAAAGUUCUGAUUGUAAUGAGUAUCGACCUUUUUAUAUUUUUCGCUUUUCCUAUGACUGUUAUAUUUGUAAUUUAUAUAUUCAUCGCCUUGAAAUUGAAACGUACGAAUGAGAAUUUAAAAAGCAGUCCAGCCAAUGGUAAAAAGAACAGAGAUAAAGCAGUCACCAUGCUGGCUGCUGUCGCCGCUUCUUUCUUUUUCUGUUGGUUCCCGUAUUCCGUUUUGCGGCUAAUGAUGAUCAUACCGCGACUGCGACAAGAUGACUAUUACAAAGUGUGGCAAGUGUUUGGAUAUUUGAGCUUGGUCAACAGCUAUUUGUCAACCGCCAUCAACCCGAUUCUUUAUAGUCUAAUGUCGCGGAGAUUUCGACAGGCAUUUAAGCAACUGUGA